AGCACCAGUGUGUACACGCUUCUACGCUAGCAGCAGUUAGUUUUAGCUCGAUACGAGAUAUCAUCUGUUGCUGAUUUUAUCUGUGGUCUGCGGAGGUGGCAGAGGCACUUCACGAGAUUGGCUCAGAGACUGCCCGCACCUUUUGAAGAGAGAGGCAGAGAAGACUACAAAGCCCUUUGGCGAGCCGUGGGGAAGUUACCUUGCUCAGCCCCCAAACUCGCGAUAUAAAGAGAAGAGGCUUCUAGCGGUUCGCCCUUUCUCUCUAGAGAGAGAAAGUGGGCACCACGGUGCAUCGCUGGACUUGGCGCAGGAGAAGUGAAGAAGCCAUCGCUUUUCCUCCUGGCUCAAGAGCUCCUCCGCACCCAACGGUUCUUCUUCCUUCUCCGCCUCUUUCCUUCAGGAGCUUCGGAGAGCUGUGGGGGAGCCCGGUCUGACUGGUCGCCGCCGCCGCCGCCGCCGCCUGUGAUUGACUGGUCGAGCGAAAAGGAGGCAGCGCGUUUCCUAUCUAAGAAAGGAAGCAGGAGAUAAGCCGGCAGCCUUUGAGUGACUGUAACGAGUAAGUGAGCGGAGCCCAGCCGGCCAAGCCGUGAGCUCGUGUGUUUGGUGGCUCCUCAGCGCGGGCCUCUUUCUCUCUGUGUUUCCCCUUCCCCUUAGUUCUGGGACAGCAACUUCUUCACUGAAGCAGCGGAGGGGCGAAAAGUGUUAGCCAGUAGUAGCAGUAGCCUCAACAGUGUAGAGGCACUGACUGACUCACCUCCGCCGUGUCCGAGCCUUGGCUAGUGAAAAGAGGCGGGAAGGAGCGAAUGGUCAAGGCAGCGUGCUCCUUUCUAGCUGUGCCCAGGCACCCUGUUUGCAUCUCCCCUCUGCAGGCACAACGCGACGAGCCGCGACAGAACAAAUGUAGCCAACCACGUAAGCAGGGUAGUUACACCAUGGUGUGGGCGUCCGGGCUGCCCUCCCUGCAAUGCUCAACUGAGGGAUUUGGCGUGGCAGAGAAGAUUGCACUGCUCACCUUUAUUUCUGCAGUUAUUCUUAUGGCUAUUCUGGGAAAUCUUCUGGUGAUGGUGGCUGUAUGCAGGGACAGGCAACUCAGGAAAAUCAAAACCAAUUAUUUCAUUGUCUCUCUUGCCUUUGCUGACUUGCUGGUGUCUGUUCUGGUGAUGCCAUUUGGAGCCAUUGAGUUGGUUCAAGAUAACUGGAUUUAUGGAAGGAUGUUCUGCUUGGUCCGCACAUCUCUAGAUGUCCUCCUCACUACAGCAUCAAUUCUCCACCUCUGCUGUAUCUCACUAGACAGAUACUAUGCUAUCUGCUGCCAGCCACUGGUUUAUAGGAAUAAGAUGACACCACUGCGCAUUGCUCUAAUGCUGGGUGGCUGCUGGGUAAUCCCAAUGUUUAUUUCAUUUCUCCCUAUAAUGCAAGGCUGGAAUAGCAUUGGCAUCAUGGACUUGGUAGAGAAAAGGCAGUUCAACAACGUGUCCAACUCAACUUACUGCAUAUUUAUGGUCAACAAACCCUACGCUAUUACCUGCUCAGUGGUCGCCUUCUACAUUCCAUUUCUGCUAAUGGUGCUAGCCUACUACCGGAUAUACAUUACAGCCAAGGAGCAUGCUCACCAGAUACGAAGUCUACAGCGUGCAGGGGCACCAACAGAUGGGAGGCCACACCACCCUGAUCAGCACAGCACACAUCGUAUGAAGACUGAAACUAAAGCAGCUAAGACCCUCUGUAUAAUCAUGGGGUGUUUUUGCUUAUGCUGGGCACCCUUCUUUAUCACAAACAUAAUAGACCCUUUCAUACAUUAUGCAGUUCCUGGUCAGAUAUGGACUGCUUUUUUGUGGCUGGGAUACAUCAAUUCAGGACUGAAUCCCUUCCUUUAUGCAUUCUUGAACAAGUCUUUCAGACGUGCCUUCCUCAUCAUCCUGUGUUGUGGUGAUGAACGAUACCGAAGGCCUUCCAUCUUAGGGCAAACUGUCCCUUGUUCCACCACUACUAUAAAUGAAUCAACUCAUGUGCUAAGGUACACAGUCUUAUACAAUGGGCAACACCAGGAACAUGACAAGCUUCCAAUCCACAAUGACCCAGAAUCCCAAGAGUCUUGCUUCUGACUAAGGUCCCAGAAUGUGAUCUACCAUGCAGGACAGUUGCAAGAUGAUCAUGCACCAGGAACCUAAUGCCAGAUCAGUGUUAUCUGUAUUGCCAUGAUGCUCUUCUGUACUGAUUUGUCAUCGGCAGCAACAGCAAGGGUGUGCUUAUCGAAGGGAAGGAAUAGGCACAGUCUGCAGGGGAGAAAGGAGAUAUUUUUGUUUCUGCAGAUUGAUACCUGGAAUGCCAUAGCGCUUUGCAUGCGAUGAGCAAACAGUAAGCAACGUAUGUGAUGGUUCUUGCAUUUGCUCCAAUUGAUGUGUCUGUACACAUCUUUUUUUGUUGUUAUGUGGCAACAAUAGUUUAGUUAGUUUAGUUUAAUUUCAUUUAUAAACCGCCCAUAACCAACGGCUCCCUGGGCGGUGUACAACAUAAGAAUAUAAAUCUUCUCCCCAAGUUUGACUCCUAGUGCCAAUAUCAAACUUUGCUUUACCAAAAAAAGGAAAGAAAAUGAAAAACUGAUACUUAAUUUUUCUCAGCUAUUUUUAAUUGUGAGGUUUUCACUCAAGAAACAUACUGCCCCAACUGUGCAAGAACAAAGGUAACAGUCAUGCUGUGCGUGUUCCCUCACCCUAGGGUGUCUCCUGGCCAAAAUAUGCCAAGGAGCACAAAUAGCCCGAGCAGAAUGGGAAAUAUGGCCUAGGGAAAUGGAAUUGAUUGUGCCUAUGAAGGGAUAGUUUAUGCAGCUCCCACGAAACUGAUAUACUGUGCACAAGGUGACAAUUAGACAACAAACAGUCACAGUUUCUACCACUAAUAUGUCUCCAUCCACCUCCUCACACAUUGUCAAUGAGAUCUCUAUUUGGGUAAACUCUGGGCAGUGCUGCUAUGAAGGCAGGGUUGGUCAGGAGGCAGAACCCUUAAAAAAAUAAUAGGUCACCUAUAAUAGUUUGCUACAUGCCAUCUUGAUGUUCAUGUACAUCUGAAAACCCUGUAUAGCUGAAGGCUGUGCUUAAAAAAUAGCUCUCCUUGGGUUCAUUAACUCAUUUACUUCCUCUCACUCAGUUUUGUCAAAAGCUUGGUCAGUGUGAUGUGUGGACUUGAGCAUCUUUGGGUUUAUCAGUGUUUGCUGAUGAUCCCAAGUGGUAAGAGGAUCAGAGUGCCCAGGUCAGGUGGGAGUAAGCAGCCAGCCAGGUGGGAUCCAGAUCCAUACUCUGAGCAGGGAAAUAGGUGCCACAUGCUUUGCCAUUGCCAGCAGCUGCUGCUAAUGUGAGGAAGGAUGGCAAGCGAAUACGCAUUCUGGCAGGGUCAUCUGGUAGGAGAUAUACUACUCAGGAUGAAGAGCAGGUCCCAGGGUUGAGGUGUUAUUGAGCCAAGUGAAGUUUCAUUGGUUCCCUGGGGCACUUGAACAGCUGCUGAGUCAGCUGGCGUGACUUGGAAUGCUGUUUAUGUGGCACUCCUUCAGUCGAGAUGUGCUCGACUGUUUCUCUGUGUAAUUGUCCCUCUAAAAGGAUGUCAACCAUGCUUAUAUCAAUGAUGUCCUGCAUGCAGAUGUUACUACUUGCCUUGUUUGUGGUAUUCCCAUUUUCUUUGCACGCUAUAUUGAUCAGCUUUGUUGUAGAGUGAGGGACACCAGGAGUUUGAUUUUCAUGUCAUUCGAAACGUACAGAUCCAGGCAUAGAUCUGUACUCUCCUUUGCUGAAGAACUAACCCAAAGAUAACAACCUGCUCUGGCCAACAGGUAUUUUGUUACAUUGUAUAAUUAUGUACAGAGUUUUUUUAAAAAAUGUAUAGAAGAAAAAUGGGCAUUAUUUGUUAUUAUUUCAAGGGAAUUUUUAUUUUAUUUUCCCAAGAAAGGCUUCUAAGUGUAGAAGCUAAAACAUUAUCAUUAGGGUUGUUUUAAAUUUAAUUUUAUUGUUCUGUUGCCAUGUGACAGUUACUCACUGUUUUAAAAUAGGAAGAAAAAACACCAGUUUUUAUGACAGCACAAAAGCUAGUUAAAGGCCAUUUCAUUGGUCUUCUCUUGUUCGGAGAUCCGGUGAGGAUGAGUCCAUGGUUUUUUAUACCAGUGUUUCUCUAUAGACUCUAGGUGCAUGUGCAGCUGGUCCCAAACUAUGGCGGUUUAAACUGCUGUUUUAGUGCACUCGACCUCUGGAGUUCAUAUGCACCACAAACUACUUCACGCUGCUGGAUAGGAUCCACCUAGUCUGUGCAGUAUAUAGAUCUAGCUUUCCAGAGGAAUGCAUCCCUGAAAAAAUUGCUAGGGAUAUUUUGCAUGCUUGCUAUUAUGUGCUGUCAUGCCCAAAGGGAAGCUAUGAGUGACAGAGACGCAAGCUUUAUGAGCCACAGAGAAAACUAGACAGGGUAAUCUCACUUAUGUUUGAAAGCCAGAAGAGCCAAAAUGGGCCACGGUUGAGUGACUCACUUCUUGCCUACUUACCUUAGCUCCCCAGAAACCAGAGAACCUGGAAAGAGCAAGUCAUGCGGCACAAUGACAUAUCAGCUGCCAUAUAUACUUCACCUUUUUUUCAAGGUCACCCCGUGGCAUUUUGUGCUUGAAGUGAAGGAUAAGAUGGUGCCCCCUUACCGUCCCACAAACAGUAACUGUCUGGAUAGGUAGUUGAAUCUUACUUUAACACUGGUGACAGGAGUGUGCCCUCCACUACAGCUGAGACAGCAGGCUAGUUUAGGAUCCCAGCCUGUGUGGCACAUACAGUUCUGUCCUCCCACAGAGGGCAAUGAUUAGGGGCGGGACCUACUCAGAAACAAUAGCCAAAAAGCCUUCAGAAAUCAUAGCCAAGGGGCUGCUGCCUCCCAGUAUCUGCUGCUCACCCCAUUCUGCCAUCUCUGCCUUUUUUGGUGGCUGCAGUCACAGACUUCCACGUCAUCCUCUGCCAACCCCUCCCUUUCCAAACAGUUCCGUGGAUGAGCAUUCAUUCUGUUGAUCUGCACACUGUCUGUCAGAUGACAGCCAAAAGAUUACUUUCAUCAGUAUAUCAAAUCACCCUUACCUUGUUCGAGAGUAGCACUGCCCCAGGAGGUAUAGAUUCCUUGGGAAAGGCCCAUCCAAGCAGCCCGCCUUAGAGAUAAAGCACCUCUUAUGCAGCUAGAAGGUAUCCUACCUUUUUUUUAUGUAUACCAUGUCCAGUAAUCUGAUUAACUAGAUUUGAUUAAAAAUCAGGUCUAAGAUUUGUGCCCUUGAUAGCUCAUAUGUAAGCUUGGCUGAAUCUGUUUAUUAUUGUGAACAAGUGCAGACUCCUUUAUCUGACAUAUUUGGAGGACAUGAUUUUCUGUUGAA
This is a messenger RNA of Rhineura floridana, 5380 nucleotides long. It is a transcript of the gene HTR4, whose product is annotated as 5-hydroxytryptamine receptor 4. NCBI's taxonomy places the organism in Eukaryota, Metazoa, Chordata, Lepidosauria, Squamata, Rhineuridae. Bases 804 to 2105 code for a protein of 433 amino acids. The record is from RefSeq and is a predicted model, not a curated record. Gene Ontology annotation, biological process: adenylate cyclase-activating adrenergic receptor signaling pathway; regulation of appetite; chemical synaptic transmission. The transcript has 6 exons. Gene Ontology annotation, cellular component: plasma membrane. Gene Ontology annotation, molecular function: G protein-coupled serotonin receptor activity.